This is a messenger RNA of Daphnia carinata, 4056 nucleotides long. Its product is annotated as mucin-2-like. NCBI's taxonomy places the organism in Eukaryota, Metazoa, Arthropoda, Branchiopoda, Diplostraca, Daphniidae. Bases 109 to 3798 code for a protein of 1229 amino acids. The record is from RefSeq and is a predicted model, not a curated record. The transcript has 2 exons.
UUUCACUUUUCCUUUUUUGCUUGGACUGACGACAACGCAUGGGUCCGUUCCACGAGCGAUUUUAUUUCCUCUGUGAUUCUCGAUGCAGCUAGUUCGUUCACAAUCACCAUGCGCAUUUUAUUUUACAUAGUGCUUCUCGGAGCGUUGGUGUUGGCCAAUGUGUCCGGUGAGGUCGAUUCUACACGCGAAAGUCUAGAAAGGUCCACGUUCGACGAUCAGUCCCAAACGGACGACAACGAGAAAGUGAUCCACACGCAAAGUUUGGCAACAAUUGAAAGUUUUUUGCGUUCACCUGUUAACCUUUCAAAGGAUACAGGUCGAAUAAAUUUACUUCCAAUUGACAGCGGUGGCCACAUCUCAGACGCAAACGAAGGAAACAAAGACUCGAACAAUUCUGAAGAGGUGCUUGAUUUAUCGUCGGAAGGCAAUCCGCCUCAACUGGAAACUCACGUGGCUGCGACUGUUAAUCAGAGCGUAACAGUUGACCCAGCAGCGCAGGUGGUGGUCAACACAACCAGUGAAGAAAUUAAAACGCUGGUCCCAAUUAGUGCCCAAGGCCAGAGAACAAUAGCCACUAAUAAGUUGUUGCAAAAUCGAUUAGAUCGUAGCAAAACAACGACAACCGCUAAUCCAAUCUCUGGACAUUCGGAUGAAGAAAGCGAUGAUUCGGAUAAGAAAACAACGACACCAACAACAGCCCGGAGCUCGCCCACCAAAAAUCGGUUCGGCGGUUUGCGUACUACAACAGCCCGCAGUUUAGCAACCAAAGAAUCCAGCGAGCAGGACGAUUCAGUUAAAACAAUUCAAACAACUGUAAAACCUAUUCAAUCAACAACAACAAUACGAAAUCCGAUAUCUGGCAAAUUUGGGCGCUUUCGAACGCCAACCGCAUCCGUCCCCGUCUCUAAUAAUUCCGACGAAGAAAUCGGUUUAACGAAGCAAAUUGUAACGACGACAGCCCGCAGCUUUACAACCAACAACAGGUUUAGUCGUGUACGGACGACGACUGUCUCAACUCCCGAUGCUUCGGCGGAAGAAAUCAAAUCGGUUAAUGAGGUUAAAACAACAACAGCUGCAAGUUUAACGUUCGGUAAUCGAUUCGGUCGUCUCCAUACCACGACACUUGCAGCAAAAGAUUCAGAUGAAGAGGUUGACGCGGUCAAGGAGAUCCAGACGACGACGGUCCGUCCUUCGUUGCCAAAAACUCGACUUAACCGUUUCAAAACAACGGCAAUCCCCAAGCCAGUGAGGCAAGAGUCUAAAGAGCAAGGUAAUGUCACUACCUCGACGCCUGUACCUCAUAAAUUAUUAAUAGGCAAUAAAUUCAAUCGCAUCCGCACGGCCUCUGCUGCUGUUCCUAUCUCCGACACUUCUGACGAAAUAGCUAACUCGGUUAAAGUUACUCAGACAACUACAUCACGCAGUGUAACAUCCACCAACCGAUUGAGUCGAUUCCGGACAACUUCUGCCUCAGCAUCAAAGAAAGAUUCAGAAGAACAAGAUGAUGUGAUUAACGUAACUACGACAACAUUACGCACCCCAUCGUUUCGAAAUAUGUUUAGUCGGACACGAACGACAACAAGUUCUCCGAUAUCUCGAGAUUCUAUUGAAGAAGAAGAUGUAAACCAAACAUCCACGACGACAAUUCGCAGUUUGCCAACCAGAAAAAUGUUUGGUCUUCCUCGAACGAUAACGGUUCCUGCCCGAAUUCCCAACGGUUCCGAUGAGGAUGGGGAUGUCGUGAACAAGACAGAAACAUCAACGACACGCAGGUUUCUCGCAGGGAAUCGAUUCGGUCGUAUACAAACAACAACUCUUCCAUCGAUUAAAACAACUUCCCAGAACUCUGACGAAGAAGUGGAUGAUGCAACUCAGACGACCACCGCUCGCAGUUUGGCAACAACGAAUCGUUUCAAAGGCUUCCGCGUUACAACUCCAGCAUCCAGAGAUUCGGAAGAACGAGUCAGUCCAGUUAAUAAUACUCAAACGAACGCGCGUAAUUUACUUUUGAGGAAUCGAGUCAGUCGUUUACAAACAACAACAACAACCAGCCUUCCAGAACAUUCUGACGAACAAGUCGAUUCCGGCAAUGGAACUCAAACGACUCCGGCAUCAGUUCAUAUCGAAUUGGCACACAUCAAUUCUAACGAGCAAGACGACACGAAUAAUAGCACUGAGACAACGACAGUUCGUAACCAAGUGGCUUUGAAAUAUUCUCAUCGUUAUCGGACAACCACCGUUCUUAAUUUGACUUUGGAAAAUUCAGACGAACAAGAGGACGAUUUGAAUAGUACAACCCCAAUGACGAGCAGUAUUCAAAUUCCAUCGACUACGAAGAGCCCCCCUCUAACGCCAGCCUCUACAAUUGUGGCAGAGAAAGCCACCUUAUCGUCGGAAAUAGCCAAUCUAGAGAGGAAAGACCGAGCCAUCAUUUACAACGCUCAAACAAACGUUAUCGUCAAUCAUCCCAGCAAGUUUGAAACUACUACAACACGAUUGCCAAUAUUCAAAAGCUAUUUUACGACCCUACAUUCGGACGAGAUGGACGAUGUUUCCGAGGAUGACGACAUAAGCAGCAUCCUUUAUUCCUACAUCGAGUAUAGAACGCCUGUUGCACCAACCACGACACGUGUGAUGGAUGAAGACAAUUCAGCAGAAAUCGAUGAUUUUUCUUUGGAAUCAAAGGACUCGGUCACCGAGAAACCUGAACACAGUGCCGAAACGGCAGACAAUGACCGAGUUACGAUCGUGGGCCCCGAGGUUCUUUCCGCAGGCAAGACAAAUGACGAUGUUUCGAUGGAAUUCAUUAUCGUGGUCAACAGCAACUCGAAAAGUGCCCGAAACAAAACAGCAGCGUUCCUUCAAGGUGCUAAGCUCUUAAUGGACUCUGACGAAGGUAAUGACGUCUCGGCGGAGGGUGAAGCAUCGGGUGACGUUCCAAACGAAGAUGACCAAUAUCAAACAACACCAGUACAAAAAUUCACUCAUGUUGAGUCUGAGGAAGGGAAUGACGCUUCUACCGAGGCCGAAAUAUCACGUGACAUUGCAAACCGAACGAGUUCCGUAGAGCCCAGCGUCGUUGAAUCGGAAGAGCGGAGUAACGUUUCAACGGAUACCGAGGCGUCAGAUGGCGUCUAUGGUGAGAAGAUGAAUAUCGAGCAUCAAACGGAAUCUGUAGAACAAGAUGUUAAUCUUGCCACAGAAUCGGAUGAGGGCAAUAACGUGUCAGCGGAAAUGACCAAAAGCGCGUUAAGCGGUAACAGGGAGGAUCGCAAUAAGACGAGUACGCAACUGCCGCAGGAUUCCGACGAAAAAGAUGAAUCCUCUUUAGAAGUUGACGUCAGUAAAUUGCCUGAAAUUAAACGGCUGUUGACUGACGUAGAAAAUGGAGAAUCAUCAACUGAAGCGGUAGACAAAACAGCCGCGGUACAGACUGAAAAUCGCGUUUUAUUCCCGGAUAUCGAACAGCUUUUCAAAUUAGAUGUCGAAAACCAAACGGCGACACCAACGAAGAGCACCAACCAAACGUUGAUGGAAGAAGCCAAUAAGAAGAAAGAAGUCACCAUGAAAAUCAGGGAACUCCUGACAAACCCCAUUGUCCAGGAAAGGCUUCAGGAAAGACUUCAAGCAAUCGAUGGUCGUUUGAAGGACUCGAAAAGCGCGAGAGUUAAGCGUCUCAUCGAGAAAUAUUUAGCCGCUCUGGCCAAAUUAUCUCCAUCUUCCAAUUCUGCAACAUCCUUCAGUUUCUCUGUCCUCCUUCCGUUUAUGGUCACUUGCCUUUUGCUUGGAUUCUCAUAAGUUAAACGCGCCUUAUCGAGCAGUUUGCUCGCUGUACAUUUGCUGUCCAGUUUGCUCUCAUUUAUUUGUUUUUCCUGUAAAAAAAAAAAAAGAACAUCGGUCUGCCAGUCUUGCUCAAACACCAAUAAUUAUCCAUCUUCCAAAUAACUAUUAAAUCGGUUAAUCUUCAUGGUAUGUUUUAGCGCUACGUACUCGUGGUAUCGUUUGUAACCUGCUUUUUUUUCUAUUUUCACGUUCUCUAAAAUUUGAAAUACAGUU